GAUUUGGCCUUUUUCUCCUCUGUUUCUCAUACGAGUGAGUUAUUGGCUGGAGUUGGCAAGAUGGUAGCAUCCAAAAGGUUAUACAGCAGGGCAGUUUUCACGGGUUACAGGAGAGGACUCCGCAACCAGCAUGAAAACCAAGCUCUUCUCAAGCUAGAGGGAGUAGAAUCCAGAAGGGAAGCCACCUGGUAUCUUGGCAAGAAGUGUGCCUACGUCUACAAGUGCAAGAACAAGACGAAGUGUCCCGGCAAGGACAAGCCAACCAACACCCGUGUGAUCUGGGGUAAGAUCAUCAAGACACACGGUAAGAGUGGCGGCUGCAGGGCCAAGUUCAAGAGCAACCUUCCCGGCCAGGCUAUCGGCAAGAGGAUUAGGGUGAUGCUGUACCCAUCUCAGAUCUAAACCAACCAUCGUCAAUGUAUAGUAAUAUCGGUCCAUCAUCACGUAAUAAAGAACUUAUGUGCUGAUGAAA
Lytechinus pictus (painted urchin) is the source of this 472-nucleotide messenger RNA. RefSeq names its product large ribosomal subunit protein eL33-like. Bases 61 to 402 code for a protein of 113 amino acids. The record is from RefSeq and is a predicted model, not a curated record. Gene Ontology annotation, biological process: ribosomal large subunit biogenesis; cytoplasmic translation. Gene Ontology annotation, cellular component: cytosolic large ribosomal subunit; ribosome. Gene Ontology annotation, molecular function: structural constituent of ribosome. NCBI's taxonomy places the organism in Eukaryota, Metazoa, Echinodermata, Echinoidea, Temnopleuroida, Toxopneustidae. The transcript is spliced from 5 exons.